Molecule: messenger RNA, 1002 nt
Organism: Candida dubliniensis CD36
Lineage: Eukaryota; Fungi; Ascomycota; Pichiomycetes; Serinales; Debaryomycetaceae
Exons: 1
Coding region: 1-1002 (333 amino acids)
Molecular function (GO): serine-type endopeptidase activity
Source: RefSeq, a predicted model, not a curated record
AUGGCUCAGCUAACUCCUAUAAGAGGAUUUACCAACACUCCUGUAACACGAUCGAUAUGUAUGAUAUCCACUGUGGUACCGAUAAUGUUAUCGGUGUUGGCUAUAAAAUAUGUAGUCAAGUUUGCUAUCGAUCCUUAUAUCAUUCAAUACAAUCAAUUCUGGAGAGUGGUGACCUAUCAGUUAUCAGUAGUCAAUGAAUCAGACUAUUUAAUUACGGUAUUAUUAUGGUUUCAGUUUAAAGUUUUAGAGAGAUUUUAUGGAUCACGAAAGUAUUUAAGUAUUAUAACAUUGUUCACUGUUUAUAAUGCAAUUGCAUGUCUAUUUAUCAUGAGUCUAGGACAGUUGUUGCUUUAUUACAUAUUAUUUGUUGUCAAAGUUUUUAUCAUGGGGUAUGAUCAAGAUAGCAUUCAUUAUAAUGUAACUUUUCUAAAUGAGAUAAUACCAGGACCAUUGGGUAUACUUUCGUCUUUGUAUGUGUGCUAUGGAGCAAACAUCCCGGUAUCGUACUAUUUUAAAAUAUUAUUGAAGGAUCCAAGAAAUGCAGAUCAGACUGAAACUAGUUCCCCUAGUAAAGAGCUAAAUUUGACAAACCUUUUCCCUAUACAUAUAUUAUACACUAUUUUGAUACUAAACAACGGGUUGCGUUCAAUCAUUCCAUGUCUAGUUGGUUUAUUGAUCGGUAAGUUGUACGUUUACGAAUUGCUCCCUGGAGGAUCAUCGUGGUUGUUAUCAAAUACAGUGUUCCGGUUAUUUAUAAACCCAAUUAAAAGAGCAGGUAUAUGGUUAGAAGCCGGUAGGAGAAGACUCUCGAUUAGAUAUGAAAGAUUGAGUGGUAGCGAAUCGCAAGAAGCAGUUGAAGAAGAGGAACUUAAUGAAAACAACGACGAGCCUGAUGAUAAUGAUGAAAUUUUGGAUGAGACAAGACAACAAGAGAAUCAAAUUAGAGCAGAAACCCCAGUUAGACCCUUGGGUAGUCAAUUUCUCGAUACCUUCAGAACAUGA